Mercurialis annua (annual mercury) is the source of this 1239-nucleotide messenger RNA. RefSeq names its product GDT1-like protein 3. The transcript is spliced from 9 exons. Gene Ontology annotation, cellular component: Golgi apparatus. Gene Ontology annotation, biological process: Golgi calcium ion homeostasis; manganese ion transmembrane transport; calcium ion transmembrane transport. Gene Ontology annotation, molecular function: manganese ion transmembrane transporter activity; calcium ion transmembrane transporter activity. The coding region runs from base 206 to 1057 and encodes 283 amino acids. The record is from RefSeq and is a predicted model, not a curated record. Lineage: Eukaryota; Viridiplantae; Streptophyta; Magnoliopsida; Malpighiales; Euphorbiaceae.
UUUUCCAUUUGGGGAUCUUCGCACUUCGCAAGAUCUCUCUCAUUUCUUAGUUAUAGUCAUAAUUUAGCAAAGGGUACCUUUUAAUUCAACUAAAGAGAAUAAUUUAAUCAAAUCCAGAUUCAUUUUCUCGAGAAAAAAAAAAGAUUCACAGAUUUUCUUUCUGUCCAAACACAUCAGCUCUGCUUCGGAAUUGGUUAUUUUCAUCAUGGGGUUCACUUCAAACCCUAGACUUGUCAUUCUUUUCGCCUUUUUACUUCUGGGUCUUCCUUUAAUUGCUGCUCAGGAGUCUGUAAUGGAAAAUGAGAAGGAUGAAUCAACUGCUUCGUUUAAAGAUCUUGGCCGCCGUGGCAUGAUUGUUACAAAAGAUAUUGAUGGAAAUUCUGUUAAUCUUGGGCUUCAUGUGGACUCUGGACUUGGUGUUUUUGAUGCAUUUGUUGCUAGCUUUUCCAUGAUUCUUGUCAGUGAGAUUGGAGAUGAGACUUUUAUAAUCGCAGCUCUUAUGGCAAUGCGCCACCCCAAGUCAAUUGUUUUAUCUGGAGCUCUCUCUGCUUUAGUUGUAAUGACAGUACUUUCUACUGGACUAGGCAGAAUUGUGCCAAAUUUGAUAUCUAGAAAGCAUACAAAUAGUGCUGCCACAGUUUUGUAUGCAUUUUUUGGGCUCCGGUUGCUGUACAUUGCCUGGCGAUCAGAUUCCAAAGCAUCCAACAAAAAGGAAAUGGAAGAAGUAGAGGAAAAGCUUGAAACAGGGCAAGGCAAAACUGCCUACCGACGUUUCUUUUCAAGAUUUUGUACACCCAUCUUUUUGGAGUCAUUUAUUUUGACAUUUCUAGCUGAGUGGGGGGAUCGUAGCCAGAUUGCAACAAUUGCUUUAGCAACCCACAAAAACGCCAUUGGUGUAGCAGUGGGAGCUACAAUCGGACACACGAUUUGUACGUCAGUGGCAGUGGUAGGAGGAAGUAUGCUAGCAUCUAGAAUCUCUCAAGGGACAGUUGCUACAGUUGGAGGCUUGCUUUUCCUAUGUUUUUCUUUGUCUUCUUAUUUCUACCCUCCUCUGUAAGGAUUAUAUACUACACUAACACGAUUCUUCAUAUAGUCUCUAAGCAGUUCAAAAAGCAGAUUCUAGUUUUAAGUGUAAGUUUUUGUUUAAAGUGUUUUUAUACUAACUGGUUUUACACACCAGAAAGUUCUGCUUAUUCUUUUGUAGAUUUAGCAUAUAUGCCAAUGGCCUAAAUUACUUUU